GGCCGGGGUGUCCGGUUCCCGGGCGAGGUGCGCUCGCUCGCGGGCGUAGGGGCCGCGGGGCCGGCGGUGCUCGCUCGUGAUGCUGCGGCGGAAGCCGACGCGCCUGGAGCUGAAGCUGGACGACAUCGAGGAGUUCGAGAGCAUUAGGAAGGACCUCGAGAGCCGCAAGAAGCAGCGUGAAGAUGUGGAUGUAGUAGGAGCGAAUGAUGAAGGAGCUAUUGGACUGAGCAACGACCACAAGAGCAGAGAACAAAUGAUAAAUGACCGAAUUGGUUACAAACCUCAGCCCAAACCCAACAACCGUUCCUCCCAGUUUGGAAGUUUUGAGUUCUAGAGAUGAGAGUUCCAGACAGUUCAGUAUUGGACACUGAUGGGACAAUCACCCCAAGACAGUGCGAGCAGAGAUGUUGCUGGUGGGAAGCUCUAGCAAUGGCUGGGACUGGCCUCUGCAUGCCAGUGAGUCUCAUGCUUCUAUAGGGGAAGGUAUUACUUUUUCCAACAGGUUUUGGACAUAUUUUUAAUCUGACUUGUUACCCUCCCUCCAGCAACCCCCUGGCUAGCUGUUUUGUUUUAAAUAAAUAUUUUUUUUUUU
Gavialis gangeticus (Gharial) is the source of this 592-nucleotide messenger RNA. It is a transcript of the gene CDC26, whose product is annotated as cell division cycle 26. Bases 80 to 334 code for a protein of 84 amino acids. Lineage: Eukaryota; Metazoa; Chordata; Crocodylia; Gavialidae. Gene Ontology annotation, cellular component: anaphase-promoting complex. Gene Ontology annotation, biological process: anaphase-promoting complex-dependent catabolic process; regulation of mitotic cell cycle; protein K11-linked ubiquitination. The record is from RefSeq and is a predicted model, not a curated record. The transcript is spliced from 2 exons.